Molecule: messenger RNA, 2831 nt
Organism: Oryza brachyantha (malo sina)
Lineage: Eukaryota; Viridiplantae; Streptophyta; Magnoliopsida; Poales; Poaceae
Product: extra-large guanine nucleotide-binding protein 3-like
Exons: 8
Coding region: 44-2476 (810 amino acids)
Biological process (GO): adenylate cyclase-modulating G protein-coupled receptor signaling pathway
Cellular component (GO): heterotrimeric G-protein complex
Molecular function (GO): guanyl nucleotide binding; G protein-coupled receptor binding; GTPase activity
Source: RefSeq, a predicted model, not a curated record
GUUUGCCGGCUUACUUGCGAGCUUGCGAGCGACCUUGACGCCAAUGGCGUCCUCGUCUCCCACUCCGACGGCCCCUCCCGACCCUCCCCCGGCGCCGCCUGCGGAGACGGCGUGGGCGCGCGCGCUCCGCAAGCUGCUCCCCGCGGGCGCGCCGCUCCCCGACGAGGAGCAGCUCGACUACUCCUUCUCGGUCGACCUGGCUGGCUCGGAAGCGGAACGGCCGCUCCCCCGCGCGUCUGCUGAUGGCCCGCCCUUGCUCCCCCUCGCGCGGCACCGCCGCCGCAUCUCCCGCCUCCUCCGCCCGUCGCCGCCUCGCCGUCGUCACCCUCCUCCCCGGCGGGAGUCCUCGCCGCCGUCGUCCUCACCGGAGGCCGCGUCCCCGGCGUCCUCCCCUCCGCGGUGUUCCUCUUCGUCACCCCCUCCUCCUCCUCCUCCGCCGGUAGCGGCUCCGAAUCCGGGAAGCAAGCGGCGGGGGGCGUGCGCGAGGUGCGGGAAGGGGGGCAUCGGGAUGGGGAUCCUCGGGGAGCGGGAGGAGUGCCUCGCCUGCGGGGCGCGGUACUGCGCCGGGUGCGUGCUACGGGCGAUGGGGUCCAUGCCGGAGGGCCGCAAGUGCGUCGGCUGCAUCGGCCAGCCCGUGGCGGACGCGCGGCGGCGGGCGCGGCUGGGCAAGGGGUCGCGGCUCCUGGCGCGGCUGCUCGCGCCGGCGGAGGUGCGACAGGUGAUGCGCGCCGAGCGCGGUUGCGCGGCGAACCAGGUUUGGCCGGGGGAGAUCCUCGUGAACGGGCGCGGCCUCUCGCAGGGCGAGCUGGAUCUGCUGCUCGGCUGCGCCGUGCCGCCGGAGCGCCUCGCGGCGGGGCGCUACUGGUACGACAAGGACUCAGGGCUGUGGGGCAAGGAAGGCGAGAGGCCAGAUAGAAUCGUUAGUUCAAAACUGAGCAUUGGAGGAAAACUGCAAACAGAUGCUAGCAAUGGCACUACGCAGGUGUUCAUAAAUGGGCGGGAGAUUACAAAGACUGAACUCAGGAUGCUUAAGUUGGCCAAUGUACAGUGCCCACGAAAUACUCAUUUCUGGUUGUAUGAUGAUGGCUCGUACGAGGAGGAGGGACAGAACAUAAUAAAAGGAAAUAUUUGGCAAAAGGCAUCAACCCGUCUUAUUGCUACCCUUUUCUCACUGCCAAUCCCUCGUGAUUUGAAAGAAGAUACUUCUUUGUACUCAAGUAGGUUUGUUCCAGAAUACCUGGAGCAGAAACAAGUCCAGAAACUUUUAUUGGUUGGACUAGAAGGCUCUGGUUCAAGCACGAUCUUUAAGCAGGCAAAGUUCUUGUAUGGAACUGAAUUUUCCCCAGAAGAAAUACUUAAUUUGAAGCUCAUGAUACAAAGCAAUGUUUACAAAUAUCUCAGCACCCUGCUUGAAUGGCGGGAGUGCUUUGAGGAUGAGGCUUUGGAAGAAGAGAAGGAGCUUGGCAUAAUUAAUCAAAAGAGCGGUGGGGAGCUGAAGGUAGUGCAGAACAAGUCAUCUUUGUAUUCACUGAAUCAAAGACUGAUGCACUUUGCCAAUUGGUUGCUCGAGAUAGUUGCCCUGGGUAACCUUGAUGCUUUUUUUCCUGCUGCAACGCGAGAAUAUGCACCCAUUGUUGAGGAGGUUUGGAAAGAUCCUGCUAUUCAAGCCACAUACAAAAGGAAAAAUGAGUUGCACUUUCUUCCCGAUGUUGCCAGUUAUUUUCUUGAUAGGGUGGUUGAAAUAUCCAGCAAUGAAUAUGAACCAACAGAGACAGAUAUCUUGUAUGCAGAGGGUGUAAACCAAUGGAAUGGCCUCUCUGUACUUGAAUUCACGAUUGAUGACCGAGGUCUGCUCCCUGAUUCGUACGCUGACAAAGCUGGCAAUCCAGCCAUAAAAACAAAGUAUCAGCUGAUCCGCAUGAACUCCAAGGGGCUAACUGGAGGCUUCAAGUGUCUUGGAAUGCUGGAGGACAUCCGCGCCAUCAUCUUCUGCAUCUCUCUUGCGGACUAUGACCAAAUGUGGGUGCAGAGCUCAGGGGAGCCCUGCAACAAGAUGAUCGCCAGCCGGGACCUUUUUGAGGACGUGAUCAGGCACCCAUCCUUCGAGGACACCCCCUGCGUGCUCCUCCUCAACAAGUACGACGCCUUCGAGGAGAAGAUCAGCAGGGUGCCCCUGACCGUGUGCGACUGGUUCGCCGACUUCAGCCCCGUCAGGCCACACCAUACCAGCCAGACGUCCCUGGCCAGCCACGCCUACCACUACGUCGCCGUGAAGUUCAAGGACCUCUACUCCUCCGUCGCCGAUGGCCGGAAGCUGUUCGUGUUCCAGACGAAGGCACUGGAGCGGCGAACCGUUGACGACGCCUUCAGGUACAUCCGGGAGGUGCUGAGGUGGGACGACGUGAAGAACAGCGACGCCGGCUUUGGCAGUGCCGAUGAAUCCUCGUACAGUGUCGACAUGACCUCUUCGUCCUGAACUGGUGAGAUGUUUUGCGGUGCUUGGAAGGUAUGACGAUCUUCUUGCAUCUCCAAUCACCAUAAAACAUCUCUGGAUCAACCAGUAGUGGUAAUCUGCGUUAGAUGCUAUUGUGCUAGUCUUUUCAUGUUUGCCUUGUAUUGUACUCCAGUAGAUAUGAUCUCUAGAAAUAUUUUCACCCUCUUGUUGAACUUGGUCUAGUUUGAUCUGUUUAAUUAGUAGCAUUAUUCUUCCUGUAAGUAAAUAGAGAAGUAAUCUCUUUCGUAUACCUACACCGUUUCUGUCUAUUAGCUUUGUUCUCCCUAUAAAUGGAGAUGCCAAAUUUUAAUUUGCAUUAUUGCUUGUGCUUAUUCUU